Molecule: messenger RNA, 723 nt
Organism: Prunus armeniaca (apricot)
Lineage: Eukaryota; Viridiplantae; Streptophyta; Magnoliopsida; Rosales; Rosaceae
Source: the annotation of a GenBank genome assembly
AUGAGGACCGUGAAGAAAGGCACUCCACUGCCGCUCUCGAAGAACAAUUCUCAUCACCAAGUUACAGAAAAUCCCUCGCAAGCACAGUCCACCAACACGCCGCCUAGGCAGCGCAGCCGAGAAGGCCAACCUUUGCAAACCAACGAGGAAGUUACACGGUCUCGCCCAAAUCGUAAAGGUCGUCAACGUGACCGACUAGCCAUGUGUGCGGAAGACGUUGAGAAGCUUGUGAAUAACCAACUUCGAGACUUAAAGAUUGGUGGAAAUUUCGAAGAUGCGCUACGUGUUGAGGUAGACCGAGCAAACUCGUCACCUUUCACCGUCGAAAUUGAGCAGGUUGCUCCCCCGAAACAAUUCUCAACGCCCUCUUUUACAUGCUUCAAAGGCGAUUCUGAUCCCGAAAGCCAUCUGAAGCACUUCAAGAGCCUUAUGAUCCUCUACAAAGCUAAAAACGCGCUAAUGUGCAUGACUUUCCAAGGAGCAGCUCAGGACUGGUUCCACACCCUGCCAUCCGGGUUGAUCAAGAAGAACCCUGACCAUCUGUUCAACCUGCACAAGAAGUUCGAUGAAUCCCUCCGAGACUACAUCAAGAGGUUCAAAAUGAAGAGGGCAAACAUUGUAGGAUGUGAUGACCAAAUUGCGUCAUCUGCCUUCAAGAGGGGGUUGCCAGCUAAAUGUGAGCUGUAUCGUGAGCUGACCAUCUCUCUCGCCAAACACUGGUAG